AUGAAAAGGGUACAGUUCCCAGAGCUCACCCCAUCGCAAGUACAGGUAAAUACAGAUAGGCAAGACGUUCAAGGGGUCGAAAUCAAUGCAACAAAGAAAAAGGGGGCCAUUGUGCGCGCUUACGCAAGGAGCCCACGUGCGCUCUAUUUGGAGAUUGUUUCGAGAACACUUUCGAGAAAAUUUAUUGAAAUCAUGAAUGAGUAUUCAGAUGGCUCGAAAAGUUCAGCGUCCACAAUAAAUAGAUUGGCUAUAAGAUACCUGACAUAG
Molecule: messenger RNA, 267 nt
Organism: Leptosia nina
Lineage: Eukaryota; Metazoa; Arthropoda; Insecta; Lepidoptera; Pieridae
Source: the annotation of a GenBank genome assembly